Nilaparvata lugens (brown planthopper) is the source of this 1038-nucleotide messenger RNA. RefSeq lists its product as uncharacterized. The transcript has 5 exons. NCBI's taxonomy places the organism in Eukaryota, Metazoa, Arthropoda, Insecta, Hemiptera, Delphacidae. The record is from RefSeq and is a predicted model, not a curated record. The coding region runs from base 331 to 1038 and encodes 235 amino acids.
GUGCCGCUCUCUGUUGGCGUCUCCCCUGCCUAGCCGUCCGUCUUCUAAAAAGAGACCAACUCGCUCGCUCGCCGCUGCAAGACCCCUCUUCGCUCUCAGUUGUUCAGUUCAGUUGUUCAGUGCGCGUAGGUUCGUUGUGCUGGCACGUUAGUUGCUUAGUUAUUCGGCCGGCAGCCGGUUAGUUAGUUUUACUCGCCGGGUUCAUUUUGUGUGAUCGGUUGCGUUCUCUCUUAGUUCAGUGUCAGCAUGUCAAGUAGAAGUAUCAGCACUAAGGACUCUGACUGACGUCAAUCAGCGCUCUAGAUCAGCGGUUGGAGAGACGCUGCAGUCAUGGCCAAUCACAGGUCACCAUUACCAAAUAGCCCAUACCAUUGGAUGCUGCCAUUAGUCACAAUCGUUCUGAUUGGCUGCCUGCACCUUACUACAUCUGCUGAGGCGGAUGGUGACCUUGUAUUCGAUGACGUCACAUCGAAUCCAUCGCCUCUGUGGAGGAAAUUUCCAAUGCAAAACUACCAUUACCGAAGGGACGACACCCCAGCCAGCCAGGAGGCCACAGUCGACGACAAUUCAUUCUUCAGCCCCGUGAGAUUGAUUGAGAAGUUGCAAUAUGGCUACAAAAGGGUGAAAAGAGGCCUUUUUGAUGGGGGUUUUGGUUGGGGAUUUUUCGGCUCAGAAACAAACAAUGAGCUACCCGAUUCGAAAGAGACUGAACCCGUUACUGAUCUGACACCCGCUGACAGAUUAACAACAUUAAGUAGAGAGACACGUAGCACAGAAUCUGAUGACGAUGAAGAUCUGGAUGGCAAUUCGGGAGCUUCUUCUGGAAUGACUGGAGAAAAUGUUGAAGAUAGUGAUGAAAUCACGCGAGGAGAGCGUAUCCGAGCAACUCUACGAAUCAGAGAGCCUUAUGAGAAAGAAUUCAAGGAUGUAAAUUCAGAAAGAUUCAAGGAAAUCUCCAGUGUACUAUCACAAGCCAUUCAAGAAGUUUUCAAAGAUUUUCCUGGUCAGAAAGAUGUGAACGUUGUGAGCAUCUCGUAA